AUGGAAGCUGCUAAGGUUCGAAUUCAAACCCAACCAGGUUAUGCUAACACUCUGAGGGAUGCAGCUCCCAAAAUGUAUAAGGAAGAAGGCUUAAAGGCGUUCUACAAGGAGGUUGCUCCUCUUUGGAUGAGACAGAUACCAUACACCAUAAUGAAGUUUGCCUGCUUUGAACGUACUAUUGACAAGUUUGUGGUUCCCAAGCCCCGAAGUGAAUGUUCAAAGCCAGAGCAGCUGGUUGUCACAUUUGUGGCAGGUUACACAGCUGGAGUCUUCUGUGCCAUUGUUUCCCACCCUGCCAAUUACGUGGUGUCUGUGUUGAAUAAAGAGAAGGGUAGCAGUGCCUCUCAGGUCCUCAAGAGACUUGGAUUUAAAGGUGUAUGGAAGGGACUCUUUGCCCGCAUCAUCAUGAUCGGCACUCUGACUGCACUACAGUGGUUUAUCUAUGAUUCUGUGAAGGUCUACUUCAGGCUCCCUCACCCUCCUCCCCCUGAGAUGCCAGAGUCUCUGAAGAAGAAGCUUGGGUACACUCAGUAGAUAAAUGAAAGCAAAUAUGGAGUGAAUCUGUGUGUUGAUCAGUGUUUGAGAAAAAUGCAACUGGAUGAGAGA
Messenger RNA from Dama dama (fallow deer), 606 nucleotides. Its product is annotated as solute carrier family 25 member 3-like. Gene Ontology annotation, biological process: mitochondrial phosphate ion transmembrane transport. NCBI's taxonomy places the organism in Eukaryota, Metazoa, Chordata, Mammalia, Artiodactyla, Cervidae. Gene Ontology annotation, molecular function: phosphate transmembrane transporter activity. The record is from RefSeq and is a predicted model, not a curated record. The transcript has a single exon. The coding region runs from base 1 to 534 and encodes 177 amino acids. Gene Ontology annotation, cellular component: mitochondrial inner membrane.